AUGUCGGAUGUCCCCUUCACCCCCACUUGCUCCCCCCGCUGGGACCUCCUCUUCCUUAAAACGCACAAGACGGGCAGCAGCACGGUGCUCAACAUGCUCUUCCGUUACGGCGAGCACAACAAACUGAGCUUCGCCUUCCCCUCCGGUGGCCGUAGCGACUUUGCCUACCCUUCCCCCUUCUCCCGCCGCGCCGUGGCCGGGAACCCUGCCAUCUCCUGCUUCAACGUGGUGGCCAGCCACAUGCGCUUCGAGCCAGAGGAGACGGGCCGACUCCUGCCCCUGGAACGAGUCUACUUCACCCUCCUCCGGCACCCCGCCCGCCUCUUCGAGUCCAGCUUCCACUACUACGGCCCCAGCAUCCCCCUGACCUGGCACCUGCCCGGCCCAGACAAGAUGGACGCCUUCCUGCGCAAGCCUCGGGCCUAUUAUAACCCCCGGGCCUUCAACGCUCACUACCUGCGCAACCUCCAGUUCUUUGACCUGGGCCAGGACAAGGACAUGGAACCCAGCCACCCGGCCAUUCCGGGCAUCCUUCAUUCCCUGGAGGAGAGCUUCUCCCUAGUCAUGCUGACCGAAUACUUCGACGAGUCCCUGGUGCUUCUGAAGGACCUCCUGUGCUGGGACCUGGAGGAUGUGCUGUACUUUCCCCUCAACAUGCGGGAUCCCGCCCGUACUCCCCCCGCCUUGAGCCCGGCCGCAGAGAAGUUGGCCCUCUCCUGGAACCAGCUGGACGCCCUCCUCUACGCCCACUUCAACCGUACUUUCUGGCGCAAGGUCGACAUAUUCGGGCGUUGGCGGAUGGCGUGGGAGGUGGCAGAGCUACGCAGGGCCAACGCCAUGAUGGGGGAGGCCUGCCUGGAUGGAGGAGGUCCGGUUAAGGCAGGGCUGGUGAGGGAUCCCUCUCUGAGGCCCUGGCAGCCGGCCGGAGGUGCGGGCACCAUCAUGGGCUACAACCUCAGGCCUGGCUUGGAGGAGGCCUACCAGGACAUCUGCCGGUCCAUGCUGACCCCUGAAAUGCAGUACAUGUCCAAACUGGGUGCAAAUCUCUGGCGUGUCAAGGCCUGGUCCAUCCUGCGAGGGAUUCUGGGAUGGUAG
Amblyraja radiata (thorny skate) is the source of this 1095-nucleotide messenger RNA. Its product is annotated as galactosylceramide sulfotransferase-like. Bases 1 to 1095 code for a protein of 364 amino acids. The transcript has a single exon. Gene Ontology annotation, biological process: myelination; galactosylceramide biosynthetic process. Gene Ontology annotation, cellular component: membrane. The record is from RefSeq and is a predicted model, not a curated record. NCBI's taxonomy places the organism in Eukaryota, Metazoa, Chordata, Chondrichthyes, Rajiformes, Rajidae. Gene Ontology annotation, molecular function: galactosylceramide sulfotransferase activity.